UCAACUAGUGUCCUUCAUAAGAGCCAUAACAAUUGGUAGAUCAAUGCUAAUGCACUCAAACACGUUGGCUUCCUUUCGCAAUGCCAGUGACUAUGUCUACGUGAAAAACCGCGAAAUCGAUGCUUUCAUAAAAUCUAGGAACCUGAACUCUGCACUUGCAGUGUUCCACAACAUGGCACUGCGUGACACUGUCACAUAUAACUUGAUAAUUUCAGGGUGCUUUAGGCUACCGGAGAUGGCUCUUCAUCUCUAUGUCGAAAUGGGUUUUCUUAGAAUAAGAGAAACAUCAACCACGUUCUCCUCUGUUAUAGCUGUUUGCACCAAUGCUGGGUUUUGUAGAGAAGGUGCUCAGGUGCAUUGCAGGGUGGUCAAGUUUGGAUUUUUAUGGAACGUGUUCGUUGGUGGUGCACUUGUUGAUUUUUACAUGCACGUGGGACUAAGUGGGGUGGCACUGGAAUUGUUUGAUGAGUUGCCGGAACGAAAUUUGGCUGUGUGGAAUGUGAUGCUACGUGGGUUAUGUGAACUGGGUUGUGUGGAAGAAUUGCUUGGAUUUUACUCUCGGAUGGGUUUUGAAGGUGUGGUGCCAAAUGGGGUUACGUUUUGUUAUUUGCUUAGGGGGUGUAGUAACCAAAGACGGUUGCUUGAAGGGAAGAAACUUCAAAGCUGCAUUUUGAAGAUGGGUUUGGUGGAAUCAAACGUUUUUGUUGCCAAUGCUUUGGUGGAUUUUUACUCUGCAUGUGGGUGCUUGGUUGGUGCAAGGAAGUCUUUUGAAGCCAUACCAGUAGAGGAUGUUAUUUCAUGGAACUCGUUGGUUGCUGUUUAUGCGGACAACAACGUGUUGUGUGAUGCUUUGGAGUUAUUUACUGUUAUGCAAGUGUGGGGGCAGAGGCCAUCCGUUCGUUCAUUGGUGGGUUUCUUGAAUUUGUGCAGUAGAACUGAAGACAUUCAUUUGGGGAAGCAGAUUCACAGUCAUGUUCUAAAAUUGGGUUUUGAUGAAGGGAGUGUGCACGUUCAAUCUGCUUUGAUUGAUAUGUAUGGAAAAUGCAGGGAGAUUGAGAGCUCCGUAGCUGUAUUUGAAUGCCUUCCCAAGAGAACUUUGGAGUGUUGCAACUCAUUGAUGACCUCUUUGUCUCAUCGUGGUGCCAUUGAAGAUGUGGUGGAAUUGUUUGGUUUAAUGGUCGAUGAAGGUCUUAUGCCAGAUGAAGUAACCUUCUCCACCACACUUAAGGCAUUGUCAGUGUCUGUUUCAUCAAGCUUCACGAGCUCCCAAUUACUGCAUUGUUUUGCAUUUAAAUCUGGACUUGAAAGCGAUGCUGCAGUUUCUUGUUCCCUUAUGGAUGCUUAUUCAAGAUGUGGGCAUGUGGAACUUUCUCAUCAGAUUUUUGAGAGCCUUCCUUCUCCAAAUGCUAUGUGCUUCACAUCUAUGAUCAAUGGAUAUGCCCGAAAUGGAAUGGGGAAAGAAGGACUUGCAGUGCUUCAAGCUAUGAUUGAGAAGGGCAUAAAACCAGAUAAAGUUACCUUCUUGUGUGCAUUAACGGGAUGUAAUCACACGGGGCUAGUUGAGGAAGGAAGAAUAGUCUUUGAUUCGAUGAGAUCUCUUCAUGGGGUUCACCCAGAUCGCCUGCACUUUUCGUGCAUGGUGGAUCUUUUAUGCCGUGCUGGACUUCUACAUGAAGCUGAAGAGUUGCUGCUACAGGCGCCAGGAAAAAGAGAUUGUUUUAUGUGGAGCUCUUUGCUGCGAAGUUGCAGGGUCCACAAGAAUGAAGAGGUUGGAACAAGAGCAGCACAAGUGUUAGUUGAGCUAGACCCAGAUGACCCUGCAGUGUGGUUGCAAGCUUCAAACUUUUAUGCUGAGAUAGAGAAAUUUGAUGCAUCAAGGCAAAUCAGAGAGGUUUCUCUAGCAAGGAAGAUGACAAGGGAGAUUGGUUGUAGUUCAAUUGAGAUAAGAAAGUGA
This is a messenger RNA of Gastrolobium bilobum, 1954 nucleotides long. RefSeq names its product putative pentatricopeptide repeat-containing protein At3g05240. Gene Ontology annotation, biological process: RNA modification. Bases 44 to 1954 code for a protein of 636 amino acids. The record is from RefSeq and is a predicted model, not a curated record. The transcript has a single exon. Gene Ontology annotation, molecular function: protein binding; RNA binding. Lineage: Eukaryota; Viridiplantae; Streptophyta; Magnoliopsida; Fabales; Fabaceae.